AUGCUGCGCGUGACAUGCAACGGUCGCCAUGGCCAAUUUGACGGCGCCGCGUGGCUGGAGGGCCGACACAAGGUGUUCUACGACGAGGGAAAUGGAGCAGAAAGCUCUUCGAGGCGCGCUCUAUUUGUGUCCGAGUUUGCUGCGCUCGCGGGCGUUUGGGACAAGAGAGUCUGCGCGCGCUUCAUCAGGCUUGUGGAUACUGGGGAGUCGUUCGAGGAGUACCGGGUAGCUAAGGGACCGGAGAGGCGCACUGCUCGCGAGAGAAAGGCUCUACUUGCGGACGAAGGCAUUCACAUUGUCGAAGCAGACGAGCAGUCACCCAGGGGGAAGCGGGCUUUGAACAAACACAGGGAAGCGCUUGGUUUGAAUGCCCUCCAGGGUGGUGGCUUUGCGCCGCCGCAGGAGGUGACUCAACUUCAGGGCGGUGGGAAUGCGCCCCAGGGUGGCAAUGCAGGGGCUGACGUCAGCAAGGUGGAACAAGGUCCUGACAGCGCGCCACAUGAGGGGAGAACUUCCAGAAAGAGAACUAGGAAGGGGAAGGAAAAGGUGGGCGACUUGAACGACGCUGACGUCAGCACGGAUCAGGACGACGAAGGCCCCAGCAAGCGGUCAAGGAAGGGCAAAGAGAAAGUGGCGGAGGACUGGGUGGCUGACGUCAUCAUGCCCCCUGCUUGCGAGUGCGGCGGCGAAACGCACGCAACGUUCGAGUGCCCGCUGUGCGGCGACUGCUGUGACUGUGAAGCGUGGGCGCUCGCGGCGUGCAGCCACGUGUACUGCGCCACGUGCCUCGUGCGCGCGAUCAAAGCGUCCGUGGCGGACUCCAAGCUGUUCCAGUGCGUGACGUGCGAACUGGAGGGGGGGCAACGGAACGGAAUAACGGAACCGGACGUAGAGCUGCUGUGCGAGGGCCGGUUCCGCGAGCGCGCGCUGCACGAGGUCCUGCGCGACUACGUCAUGAACAGUGAGGGGGGGGUCGUGUGCGGGAGCUGCGGCGAGGCAAAUCUGGUGUCUGACGUCACCGACUGGGACGACCUGCGGUGCCUUGCGUGUGGCGGUUACAUGAUGGGCAAGAGAAUUGCGGAGGAGGCGGCGGAUAAGGAGUUCGACAAGUGGAAGACGAAGCAUAAGCAUGCCACGUGUCCAAAGUGCGGGGCGGUGGUGCAGAAGACGGCCGGGUGCAACCACAUGUCGUGCAGGUGCGGCGUCGCCUUCUGCUACCAGUGCUCGGAUCCGCUCUCAGGAUACAGCGGAACGUGCAAGUGUCAUAAGAAAUAG
Klebsormidium nitens is the source of this 1275-nucleotide messenger RNA. The record is from the annotation of a GenBank genome assembly. Lineage: Eukaryota; Viridiplantae; Streptophyta; Klebsormidiophyceae; Klebsormidiales; Klebsormidiaceae.